CGCCCAGCUCUUUAGCAAAACCUAGGCUACAAGACAUGAAUGAUCGAAGGCUCUUCCUGCAGCAAAACAUCGCGACGGUCGAGUACGAUUUGCGGGCACUACGGAACCAGCGGGGGCAGAUUCCUGACAACACCUUCAAUGCCAAGCUCCUGCAACUCCAAACAGAUCUCGAGCAGAAGAAGGAGCUAUUGCAUCACUUCACGCGAUUCCUCAUGGCCUCCCAGCAGAUGGGCGCGGAUGGGUUACAUCCUGGCCCUAAUAACAUGGAAAGCAUCGUCUCGAACGGUACCAUCGACAUGUCAACGCCGUCCAUCCCUACGAUGAUGGCUGGUGUGGAUAGUAUCCAAGUUCCUCCGCUUGACCCCAUGAGGUUUGAGAUGAUGUACCGCCAAUUCUGCGCCAAUCAGGAGCAGGAGUUCAAGUUGACAGCCCCAGUGAGCGACAAGUCGGUUGAGCUCCAUCAACUCCAUCGCCAGGUCAUGACAGCCAACGGCCUCGGUAACGCGGAUGCUCGAGACCUAUGGCCGGUCAUUGGUGGGCGCUUGGGUCUGGUGCAGUUCCCCGGAAACGAUCGCCAGCCUCCUCGCUCUGGUCCUAUGAUUGCUCAACAGCUGCGACAUAUUUACCAGGAGACCCUUUAUUCGUUCGAUCAGACGUACAGUCUCAGCUGGCGCAAUGAGCACAAUGGGGGCUCAAACAAUGGGGCAGAUAAUGAAGGGAACGCACCUUCUGCUCCAGCUCAGCAGCCCGACGUGUCUUCUACAGACGACAACCAAGCUAAUGCAAACCGAAUACCGGAUAAUCGACAGCUCGCGAUGUUGGCCCUCAGGUUUGGCGCUUCUACAGUGGAGGAGAUGCGCUCUCAGGGGGUUCCUCCACAUAUCAUCAACUUCGUGGAAAGUAAGCGCCCACUCAUGGCAUUCAUCCGGCAGCAGCACGAGCGUCGCAUGGCCCAAGGCAACGCCAAUGGCGGACUGGUGCCUGCUGCGGCAGACACUGGUGACUCGGAUACGAUAGGAGCGCUCGUUGACAAUCUGGAAGGGCUAGACAUGGGUGAAAAGAAUUGACUGGGGGCAAAGCCGUGUCGGAGUUGUGUUAUCGGCAUAAAUUUUGUGUGGGAAUUGUAAUGGCAACCCCUGUCUACAAUUGCUGCAGCAUACCGCACGGUUUCGUUACUCCUGUUCCUAACAUUGCCAUCGUCAUCCGUGAUCUCCAC
This is a messenger RNA of Coniophora puteana RWD-64-598 SS2, 1216 nucleotides long. RefSeq lists its product as uncharacterized. NCBI's taxonomy places the organism in Eukaryota, Fungi, Basidiomycota, Agaricomycetes, Boletales, Coniophoraceae. Gene Ontology annotation, molecular function: DNA binding. The record is from RefSeq and is a predicted model, not a curated record. Bases 36 to 1067 code for a protein of 343 amino acids. The transcript is spliced from 4 exons.